AUGCAGGAGCCGCCCGCCGACCCCGACACGCCGCGCCGGCCGCGCGCCGUCCGCCAAGCCAGCGGCGCGCUCGCGUCGCCGCCGCUCGCCGCGGGCGGCGCGCUGACAGCGGCGGAUUUUGACGGGGACCUCUGCAGCCCCAUGUGGCGCCGCCACGGCGCACUGCCGCCAGGCGAGUGUGGCGGCGCCGGCGCCAGCCGUCCUGAGGUUGGCAGCACGGGCGGCAGCCGCGGCGGCGAUGGCCUGACGUGCUUCACGGUGCACCGCUGCUCCGCGCCGCUGGAGCCGUCCCCAUGGGUGGUCAGCCCGGUGGUGCGCCUGCACCUCGUGAGUGCAGCCACAGGGGAGUACCUGCGGCUGGCAGCGCCCGCGGCCCCCGCGCCGCCUGGAGGGGCUGUGCGGGACAGCUGCGGUGAGGGCAGCCCGGGCACCGGUGGCGGCAUCGGCGGCGGCGGCGGUGGCGGGGGCGGCGCGGCAGCGAAGGGGCUGGCGCUGGAUGCAGAGGCACAGGCGCAAGUAUUGGAGUACCCCGGGCGCCCGGCGCUGGCGACGACAGGCAACAACACCGCCGCCCCCGCGCCGGCCCUUCUCUCUUACCUGCCGCCACUGCAAACCCGCCCCUGCGAUCUCGUGGCGCCGCCCCCCUCGCCGCCACCACCGCCGCCGUCGCCGCUCCGCAGCCCUUCGCAUAGCACCAGCGGUGAGGCCGGUUGCAGCUGCGGCGAGGGCGAGGCGGCGGCCGCCGCGCCUGUGUGGGACGAGGAUCUCGAAUUGGAUGUGGACGCCCAAGUCUUGGCCCAAGGGGACGCCCUGCUGCUGGUAGAGGUCUUGCAGCUUCCCUCCAGCUUCCGCGGCUACAGGCAGCUGCCGCAAAAUUUCAAGGCGGCCGGCGGCGGCGGGGGCGGCGCGCUCGGCAUGGGGGUGGCGUGGGGGUUCCUGCGGCUGAGGGCGCUGGGGCCGGCCGAGGUUGGGCGGGAAGGGCGGCGGCUGGCGCUGCAGCUGUAUCGCUACCACACGCCAGGUGCGCUCGCCGCGCCUGCGCCGUACCCCGACACGCCCGCCAAGGCGGCGUACGUAUCCUGGCGCGCCACACUCGGCAACGCACCGGCCGCCGCCGCGGCGGCCGCCGCCGCUGGCACGCCACCAGAUGCGCCGGGCGGCGCGGGAGCCGCGGCUCCGCUGGCAGCGGCCGUGCUGGCGGCGCGGGGAGACGCGGAGAAGUACCCGGCUGCGCUGAUCUUGACUCUCCUGUCCCGGCCGCGGCCGGCGCCGAUGGUGGUCGUGACGAACGCGGCGGCGGGUGUGCAGCCGGUGCUGCCGGCCGGCUAUGGAAGUGGCUUCGAGAUUGGGCGUCUCCCGCUUGGCCUGCUGCGCCUCCAGCGCCACGCCUCUCAAUCUGCCGGCGGAGCGGACGGCGCGUGCAGCGCGGGCUCGGCCGCAGCCGCGGCCGCGCUGGAGGCGGCGCUGCACCGCCCCUUCACCGUGCCCUGCCAGCUGCCCAAUGCGCCUGCGGCGCGCCCGCGCGGCACAGCAGGCGGCUGUGCGUGCGUCUCGUAUUCGAGAGACGGCCGGUGGCUGGCGGCGGCGUGCGGCAAUGCAGAGGGUGCCACUAUGGUGGUCCUGUAUCACGGCCUGACAGGCCGGCUGACAACUGUCCUGGGGUCACAUGAUGGCCUGGUGUACAGCAUGGCAUGGGCACCUGACGACUCCGCACUAGUCACCGCCAGCGGUGACAUGACUGCCAAGGUCUGGCGGUUGCCACCCUUGGGGCUGUCCGGCAUCUUUCAUUGUGAGGGUGCCGUCGCUGCCUCCACCGGCAUUUUCCUUAGCACUGCUGCCCUGGGUGCAGGCAACAGCAGCGGCCUUUUAGCUACUUGCAGCCUCGGCAGCCCCACUGGCGGCGCAGGCAGCCUCGUGAGCACUUGCCCCCUCGGCAGCGCCAGCGGAGCCCGUGAGUCUCCCGCAUCGCCAGAGGCUCCGGGCGCCGCUGCCGCGUCUACGCUGCAGCACGCGUGCUUUGUGUAUGCCGCCGAGUUCUGCCCCCUGGCAGGCCUGGGGGCCGACGUGGUGGCCACCGCCGGCUUCGACGGCGCUGUUAGGCUAUGGGACGCCCAGAGAGGGCUGUUGCUGUUUGCCACACAGCCGCUGGCAGCGCGCGUGGAGGCGCUGGCGUUUGACUCCCUUGGGUCACGCCUCUACGCCGGCGACGCCGCAGGACUGGUGCAUGAGAUCGCGGUGGACCUGCGGGGAAGCUGCCCCGAGCCCCUGAAGAAGCUGCGCGCGUGCGCACACCUGGCGGGCUCCCCCAUCGCCCAGCUGGCGCCCCACCCGGGUGGCCGCCACCUCGUUGCGCUGAGCAGGUCUGGCAACCUGGCGUCCCUUGACCUCAAGCUCCUGAUCUUGAAUCGUCGUUUUGGAAGCGUGAGGGCGGGCACAGGGCCCCUCAAGGCGGCCAUCAGCCCAGACGGCCGGUAUCUGCUUUGCGGCUCGGAGGACGGCACGGUCACCUGCUGGCUGUUUGAGAGCGGCGCGUCUGCGCGGCUGCCAAACCUUGAGCUGGGCGGCGCGCCCGUGACGGCCCUGGAUUGGAGCAGGUCUUUCCAUGCAGUUGCAGCCUGCUCCCUGAGCUCCUACACGCCUGUCACCGUCUCUUGCUUCGACCCACGCCUGCCGCCCGUCCGGCCCCGCCUGCGCGGCGGCGCACCGGAGACUGCCAACCGCGGCGACGCAAAGACGCAGGACCGUGCCGGCGGCGCCGCGGGCGGCGGCGCGGCGCGCGGGCGCGUGCCGCUGCCGGAGCGGCUGACGCCGGAGCAUGUGCACGCGCUGCUGCGAGAGCUGCGGGACAGUGCGAGGCGGCGGGGCCUUUACAAGGGGCCGGACGAUCCAGACGGCGACCAUCUGGUGGUGCCUGCUGGCUGCGAGGGCCGCGAGCCCGCCGCGGGCCCAGGCGGGGACGCGGGCGUGAGCGCAGGCGCAGCGGGGACAGGCGCCGGCGGCCCGGGCGGCACCAACCGGCGGCGCUACGCCGGGGCGGCGGGCCGGGCCGCCGCGGGGGCGCUGGGCGGCGGGCGUGGCCUGCCCGGCGAGCGUCCGGUCGCCAACUCGCUCGCCACACGGCGGGCCGCUCCGGCGGCUAAAGCUCCGGCUGGCCCAUGCUUGCCAGAGCCAGUGGCGGUGGCUGACGCGGGGUGA
Molecule: messenger RNA, 3195 nt
Organism: Monoraphidium neglectum
Lineage: Eukaryota; Viridiplantae; Chlorophyta; Chlorophyceae; Sphaeropleales; Selenastraceae
Exons: 10
Coding region: 1-3195 (1064 amino acids)
Biological process (GO): motile cilium assembly
Cellular component (GO): ciliary basal body
Molecular function (GO): protein binding
Source: RefSeq, a predicted model, not a curated record